Molecule: messenger RNA, 1713 nt
Organism: Exophiala aquamarina CBS 119918
Lineage: Eukaryota; Fungi; Ascomycota; Eurotiomycetes; Chaetothyriales; Herpotrichiellaceae
Exons: 2
Coding region: 1-1713 (570 amino acids)
Source: RefSeq, a predicted model, not a curated record
AUGGCUGCUGCGCCAAUUGACCAUCUUUAUGCAGAGGACCCGCACGGAGACACACAUUCUUUGAUGGAGGCGUCGAUAGAGGACUUCGAAGACCAGGAGCGGCGAUCACCCCUCUUUCCCGCAUUCAAAUCUGAGCAUGAAGAUAGUGAGAUCGACGAUAGAUCGAGUACGGGGUUGCCUUGGUCACCUCCUGGCUUUCGACAUCGCAACGCGAGUGUGACUGGGUGGUAUCGGCAGGACCCUUACGGGAAAUAUUCUUUGAGACCCUCAAUCAGUCCUUCACGGUCGAGGCAGACAAGCCCUGAAGUCUACCAGGAUGCGAAUGAGGGGGAUCCAGAUAUCACAAUUGCUGUGAAUACACCACUGCCUGCAGGCGCAGACUCUCCAAUGAAGGAACGCUCUCCGGAGGUAGAGCCUCAGCGCAAUCAAGGAAACACUUGGGGUCAGUCUGACCCUUCGCCAGAAGACACUCACAACAACUACAUUCGACUCCAAGUCCACGCCGAAGUGCAACACCGUGAACCGAUCAUGGCUCUAGUGAACCUUGUCCGGCAAUCAGUUGGUGCGCUGACUAGGUCAAAAUCCACUUUCCUAUUUUAUACCGGCGUCACCUUGUUAUCUGCGCUGCUAUUGAGGAUGAUCUCUGUGCCACCGACACCUCCUCCCAUACCAGACCUAGUCAAGCUGUCUACUCUAGCCAAGUCCUUCGAACCCUUGAUAUUCUACUCAGAAAAUGGCUAUACCCAGAUUACAGCUCUGCAGGAGACGAGUGUGGCGGUUUGGGAUCUGGGGGAAUCUGUCAGAAGCGCCAACAUGACCUCUGGCCCGUUGAUUGUGGCUUCCCUAGAUGAGCUUUCCGACAACUUACAAAAGCUUGGCCUUGAGUUGACCAGGUUCUUUGCCGAUGUCGAUUCGGACGUGGACAGUAUUCUGAUUGUCAUGGACUGGGCUAAGAGAGAGCUGGAAGGCGUGACAUCGACUCAAGGGACCUCGAUCACAGGAGUGGUGUUUGAUCGGAUGCACGGGCUAUUGAAUCGGGGAGGCUUGCUCGAAACACCCACGGGGCCGACCGCAUUGGGCAAACAGCUGACUGGGCUGUUUGGGUCAAGUUCGCCUCAGAGAACCAGAGCAACACUAACCAGGACCUUCCAUGAAUUCUUGAAUGUCCUCGAAGAGUCCAUCAGCAACGAGCUGACCCACUCGGCGGCGUUGUUCUCGCUCUUCGAAGCCAUCGAUCGGCAGUUUUUGACUCUACAGAGAACAGUUGUCCGAGAGACCGAUACUCAGGAAAAACUUGAAAAUGAUCUGUUAUCUUCGCUGUGGACUAAAGUUAUGGGGGCGAAUGCAGCCACAUUGCGCAAGUAUGAAAAGAACAAACAACUCUUAUCCAGCUUGCGUGCGAGAACAGUCAACAACAAGCACUUACUGAUGGAGCAUCACGGACGCUUGCAGACACUCAAGGUGAAUCUGGAAUCACUGCGGCGGAAGCUGGUCAGCCCCCUGGUGAGGAGGAAUGACUCGGUGACGAUCGACAACGGUAGCGCCAUCGACCAGCAGAUCAAGGGCCUGGAGGGCACAUACUUCUACCUGAAAGACGUCCGAGAGAAACAGAAAAGCAAACUCAUGGAAAUGGUUUACGGCGCGCGGGCCGGCCGCACAAGACUUGUUGGUGUCAAUGGUGGAUUGGAAAGCAUUGGAAUCGAUGCCAGAUAA